CUGAGGCUGGGUGUGGCAAAUGGUACUUGUGAAACUUCAAGCGUGUGGGUGUUAAUUUCUCUCCAUCCUGCUGCCUUUCCCAAGAUUGCUCAUUGCAGACAGGAGGCAUUCUCUCUCUUCACCAGAAGGAUCCAGUAACACUGAAGAACAUGGAGGGCUUAUGGAAAGGGUGGGUGCUGCUGAUAACACUCUAUUUGGCUGCCUACCAAGGUAAGGACAACAUUUUUUGUUUAGCUGGGAGACAAGCAGGGCAUAGUUUGUAUAUCCGAACACAAGAGGGGGGGAGAGAGUGGCACCAAACUUAUGCUGAUGUAUAAAUAAAACAAGGUAAUGGAAAAAGAAAGGAGUAGAGUUGGAAGAGGACCCUAAGGGCAGCCUAGUCCCCAACUCCCAGCGUGCUGUAAGUUUUCCUUCCUCAGAGAAACAACUUAUUUGACCAUUUGAGUGGAGAAGGCUUUGUAGAACACAUGUGUGUUGCUCAAAAUGUGUCUCUGGCCAAGAGUGCUGCAUAACUCGGAUACUUCUAUCUCUGUAAACUUGUGCUUUGCUUGCUUAAAUGGUUAUACCUUAGCAGAAGGUUCUGAGACAGCUGUACUAUAGAAUUCCCCUGGUUUUAUCUUCUCUAAAGAUGUGAUGGAUGUAUAAAAGGGGUGAUUACAUUCCAUAGUGUGCAGUGCCCUAGAUUGAGCUAGUAUAAGAAGCUUCUGGGCUGAGGCUUUUAAUAUCCUAUGAAAGGAACAAUCAGUACCAAUCGGCCUGAUGUAUGAAAACCCACAAAUAUCUACGUAUUGUGCUAUUGCAUGUUUAGAUGAUCUGUAACUUUGCUCAGAACAACCUUGUUUCAGUUCUCAUGGUGAAGCUGCAUUUGUCCUAUUUCUGUUGUUCUUCGCAGCCCCUUUGCUGUUUUGCAGCAGACCACAACUUCCUCCUCCUUGGCAGUUGAAAGAGAGGGAUUGCUUUAUUGCAGCAGAGCAGGUUGCACACACUUGACUUUAAGGCAGAUAGGUAUUUUAAUAUGGGGAACAUAUCUGUUUGCUAGCAUGUCUGUUCUUGCUAAUCCUAAUUUCAAAAUUGAAAGGUACCUUCAUCUGAAGUGCCCGUCACUUGCCUUCACUUGAAGGCAGGACUUGCUUGGGUGAGAGGGAAGAAGGGAGAGUUCAUAUUGGUUCAUAUUGCAGGCCCUUACCCAAUGAAAUCCCACCCAUUCAAUUUAUUUCCAACCUUUUACUCCAGCUGAAAAGGCUCCCAGGGCACCUUACAAAGACCAAUAAUAAAGCACACCUGUGCUUAUGUUAGCUAUCUAAAAGACACAGCACAAAAGGAAAAAUAUCAAGAGGAAGCAGGAAAACCCCAAACCCUGGCACUUGUUAAAAACCAACUAAUCUAGAAUGAAAACUGUCCUAGGAGAGGAGGCAAAGGUUGCUGGAUUUUCAGCACAGCUGAUGGUGGCUUUGCUUUCACUCUCCCCCUCUGCUAUAGCCUGAUUGAACAGUGAUUACCAGACAACUUUUUGUGAGGGAUCACCUGGUCCCAGAUGGGGUUGUCUACGAAUAAAGGCAGCUUUGUCCCUUGUUGGAAGGCAUUUGUCAUAAGUACAUUGGUAUUUGGUGGUUGUUUCCUGCAGCAGACUAUGUGAGCAGUCCUCUCACAGCCAUGUAGAUUUCUCUGGGAGCCCUGAUUAGGCUAAUAUUACUCAAUGCACAUAAAUGUCUGUCCUUAAAAACCUGUCCAUCGACACUCCCGUUUUUGAGAAAAUGCAGUCACCAUACAAAUAGGAUGUUGUGAAGAUGUAGGCCUGGCCUUCAGCUGGUCCUGUCUGAUUAGGAGUGUGUCUUAAUAGUAAUAUCCUGCAUGGCAAAUCACCCUUGGGACAGCUAACUUUUUUAGCUCUCUUAAAAGAGCAGCUACAACCAGAGUACAGAGACAAACUACCAGACCUACUCCCUCUGAAUGCUUGAAAAAGGACCUAGAUCCUUUCUAGAAUGCAAACAGAAGAUUGGCCAGAUGGGGCUACCCCGUAAGUGUAGAACCUGUGGCCCUACAGAUGUUGCUGGACUGUAGGUCCUGCCACCAGCAUGGCUCAAUGGUUGGAGGUGAUGCAGAGUUGUAGAACAGCAACAUUGGUGGAGAGCCACACGUUCCCCAUUCCUGGUCUAGACAAACAUAUUCUAUGGUUACCAUGCCUUCAGUGGCAGCCAGAGGAGAAGGUUCCCUCUCAUGACAACAUGGUGGUUCAGCUUUAAUCUGGCUGUGAAAAAAAUCCACAUGCAAGAGCUGUUAAAUCCCUUUUCCCAUGCUGCUUCCCUGCUGCCACCCUCUUCUAUGCUGCGUAGGCAGAGCAUUGUGCAGAGUAGUUUUUCGUGCCUGACUUGCCCUGAGGAAGGCUUGCUGGAAAAGUGUGUAGCACAGUCAUUCCUAGGAUACUCCAAACUAUCCAGGGAACGCCCCGACUCCCACAUCAUUGCACCAUAUCCAGCCACAUUACUUGCAAGCUGGAGGAGACUCAUCCCUGCCCCCAGGAGCUUAGCACCAGUCAGUCAAACACAAUACCAAAUCAGGUGAGAUUAAAAGAUGAAGGCUGAAACUUAUAUAAUCAAGUGUUCUUGAAAGCAUUGACAGUACCACUUAAAAGUAAUAGUGUGUGGAACUUCAAUCAGAACACGAGAUACUGUAGACACUGAUGAAAAGCCAGACUGUGAAAGCCCCUUGUUUCAAAAACCGCAUGUUUAAGAAGUGCUGGUCUAUCACCCCACCUCCCCCCCAAACUGAAUCGAGAUAUCUCAUCUGAAAGUAUACCCCAUAUAAUUCUUUGGUUGAUAAAUGGGUAAGGUUUCAAAGGUAGCACAUGCUUUGGAACCGAGGAUCCAUCUUUUAUCUAUCACCAGUUUUCAGGUAUCAACGGCUAUAUGAGACCUACUAGUGGAGAGGUAAAGCUUUGUGAUAGUAGGGGGGCGUUAUAUUUAGGUCUGUUACACAAGGGGACAGGCCCAUUGACAAAGUUUUCUUCUAGAGCUGGGAGUCAAAUGCAGCGAUGAGCAUUUUGGAACUCACCUGGCUAAAGCUUUUCUGUCCGUAACAUCUAGCAUCUUUAUGGUUGUAUUAUAUGUUAGGUUUCAUGAUGCUUUUAAAUUUCACAAAUGCAAGCAAUGCUGUGGGAGGUAAGGAAGAUCCUAUCUAACAGAAGCCGAUGGGAGGCAGUCCAAACUAGCUGAGGCCUGCGAAGGAAUAGAACAGUUCAAAUCCUAAAAGUAGUUAAGUGUAAUGCAGGAAAAGUAGCAAGAGAACCCAUUAAGAAGCUGACUGUAGGCUGUUCUCUUGCAAAUGGUUCUUACUACUACAAUAGCUUGGCAGCAUAAAUCAUGCUGAUGGAGAACUCCAUCAUACAUAAUGCAUAGAAUUUGCUGUCACAGUAUGUAAUAAUCCCUACUGGCUUAAGAUGGAAUGAAAGUGGGUUAAGCAAAUUCAUGGAGUGCAGGUUGUAUCCAUGGCUACUAGCCAUGAUGAUAUUUCCAGGUUCCAAGGCAACUGAAUACGAUUUGCUGGGCAGCUACAGUGAGGGCUAAUGGGCUCUUGGUUCUUCUGCCUUUAUAGAGUGGGAAUCUCAGGCUAAAUCAUACUUGUGGUGCCCACUCCAUCAAAACUGAGUUCUCUUAAGGCCAAGUUUAAUGUGCGUUUUCUGCCGUCUGGCAUUGACAGCAGUCUUUUACCCUGGCAAUGCAUAAUAUGUAAAAUACCUUAAGGUUCAACAAUAAAAGGUAAAGCUGAUCCUUGACUCAAAUUAAGCCCUCUUGUCAGUCUCAGUCAGGCUUCUUCAACAUGUUCCGUCCAGAUGGCAUUGGACUUCAACUUGCAUCAUAUGUGACCAUCAGCCAUGUGAGUGGUGGCACUGAUGGGAAUUGGUUGAGGAGGCAUUGGGUCUAAACAUUUGGUGCUAUUUCAAGGAUGCAAAGAAGUUGGCAAACUUGUCUCUAAAAUAGAUGCAACUGAACAAUCUAAAACUAUUUUUGUUGAGUCUUAUGUUGCCUGAUAACAGUGUGACUCUUGUGGCAACUGGCUGAUGUCCUACAUGGAGAAAUUGCCACAUGGCCAUGUGGAGCUUCUCCUGCCCAGUGGUGGUUUUGUUCUAAUUCUAAAUGGAACUGUAGUAGGGGAGGCAUCACUUGGAAAAGACAGCCAAGGAGAGUUCUGUAGUAACAUCAGACUACCCAAGGUGGGGGGCAUUGCAUGCAUCUAACCCUGCCUUUGGCUCCUGGAAAACACCAUUGAUUCUUGACACAUACCCAAGGUCUUGUAUAUCAGUGCAAUGAAGUAGGUAUCAGUUGAUAGUUGAUUGUGUCCUGUGUGAAAGAGAAGUAGAUGCUGUGCAUUGUGCAAGUUAUAACAUGCAGCAUAUAGCCUAUCUGAUUUGUGCCAUUUAGUUGAGUGGAAAAGUAUGGAGGUGUUAGAAAUCAAGGGAAGCUAGUGGCAGGCAUGAACUCGAAAAGCAGAGACCAGGAGACAAGGAUGAGAAAACAGGGAUAAAGUCCUGUCUUUUGAUCACUAGCAGAUCUUGUUUGUGUCUUGCGUAGCCACACACCUUUAAGUCUACUUCCUUAAUUGCAAUAAACACCCUUAAAAAAAAAUCAGAUGAAGAGCCCAGAUUGCUGGGUGUCUAAUACUUGUUCUACAAUGCAUACACAGAUUCAAAUGGAAAAUGCCCCUCUCUGGACUGUGAAGCUAUAGGAACACUAUAGCAUAAAAUCUCCAUGAUUUAAUGCUUGCUCAUUGGCAAUGCUUUCUCCAGCUAAAGUAGGCUGGAAGAGCUGUUUAAAGGAAUGGAAAAGGAAUUUAAUCAUGGGAUGGGUUGCCCAAAGCUGCUCCCUAGGGCUCAACAGCAACCAGAUGCUUUGCUUUCCUCCCUUUAAAAAAAUACAUAUUGAAUAGCACCCAUUGUAUAAGACUGAAUAUUACAUAUUACUGAAGGUACUUAUUGGUGAGGAAUGUUUAUUAUCUCAUUCAGUAUAAUUUUGGGAGCAAUGCAAAGAGGAAGGUAAAGCUUUCUUCCUGUUUAUCCUCCCAUAUAUUACACUAAGAACGAAGUCACGCAUACAUGGCAAAUGACUAAAAUGAGGAUGAUUGGCUUGCAGUAUGCAACAGCCAUCAGAGAUCAAAUGGCAUAGAUGAAACUUCAUUUUAGGUCACUGAACUCUUUAUUUCAGACAUAGUGCUUCCUCUGUGGCUGUUCCUUGGGUGGGAUAGAUCUAUGUCACAAUGUAAACCAGUUUGAAAUAGCUUUAGCUGUCGUAUUUGGUUCUCUUCCUUUCCUCCCCCGCACUUCACUGAGCAAGAAAACCUAUUUUUGUACAGGUGUGGGGUACUCUGAGUUGGAGACCAGUCAUGGUUCUUUAGUUAGGAACUCUGGGCCCAAACCACGCUUGAUGUUUUAUCCUGAUACUGGCCUUUGUGUUUAAGCUUUUUCUUCCACAAAUUGGCAGGCCUGGGGGCUGGGGAAUAUCUGGACUGCAGAAGGGAUGGAAAGAGUUUGCAGCUCCACUACUCCCAUGCCUAUUUUGGUUGGGACAGUAACAAUUUAUGAAGGAAAAAGCUUGCGGUCAAUGUCAAACAGCAUCAAACAUCUAUAACUGACAGUGGAAUGUAAUGGUUUUCAAUGUACACUGGAAGCAAGAGAGCUGAGACUCUUGUUAUAGGAGUAUGGCAAUCAUUCUGUGGAUGAAGGAGAGCAAAGAAAUGUAAGUGCCAGGCUUUUGUUGUCCAAUGAUAUUUGCUUCUGUUGCAGUUCCUAUUUUUCUAGUUCCUCUGUGUUUAUAACUCCUUUGAAAAGCCAGCUCCAUACCUAGCUAAGAGUGCCAACACUUCCCUCUGCAGCUGUAGGCCCUGUCUCAUAACUGGGUGUGUGUUUAUAUGCUGUCCCAAUAGGAGCUGAAAUCUGAUCUGUAUAAUUUAUGCACAGCCUUCCUUGGUCUUCUAUGAUUUACUCUUCUGUUGUGGGGGACAUACACCAAGGUAUGUACAUGUAGGAACCCCCUAUUGAGCCCUCCUCUGGUUUUAGCUUGCCUUCACAGCUGUAACAGCUGUCAUUAUUAUCAUUUUCUUUAAUACAAAAAUUAAAAAGGGUACUCUUUUGAUGCUGGGUUUUAUGGGCAACAUCUGAUCCUGAUGCUUGCCAAGGGUGGACCACACAAUGGUUCAUCUAACAUUAUUGUGACUUUGCUAGAUAGCUGCCGUUACCCUGGAAGAAGUUAAGCCUUGAUAAGCUCCGAUGAGUAAAACUUGUGGCUAGACUCCCUGUUCUGCACAGAUUCAAGCCAUUCUGUAAAUGAUGUUUUGAUGGAAAUAAAUGGGGUGGGGGAAGUUCUACCAAAGGGUUCUGCCAUGUUCUAGAGCACCCUGGCCUUGAAAAAAGCUAAAAAUAAAAACCCCACCCACCACCACUACAAUGCUGCUGUUUUCUUGUGGUUGUGGCCUUUUGGAACAAGACGUUGACCAACAUUUAACUAGAAACACUAACCCAUAAUGGCAGGGUUCCAUGUAUGUUGCUGCUACAUGGAAUGAAGGGAUGCAUCUGUAGACAAUGACUUGGCCCAGUAAACGGAAAACAUCAACCAAUGCUGAAAAAGAACCAACAAUUAUUACAAUUAUUAUCCAUGUCUCCAAGAUCUAGCUAUCUCAUAUUUACAGUGUGUGUAGUAGUAUUUGUAAACUGCUCUCAGGUUUUAUUACAAUCAAGUUGCUAUAUAUAUUCUGAGAAAUAAACAAACAGUUCAGUCUUCCAAGGAAUAGUUGGAUGGGACUACUACUCCAAUUUGCAUAGUUCUUUGAACUUUUCUCUUCUUACUAUUGCACUACUGGUGGUGGGGUAAGUGUAUAUCCAGGCAACCAAUAUGCUUCUGACCUUUUCGUUCGCUGACAAUUUUGCUGCUUAGAAUAAAUCUGUAAAAUGGACCACUGUGUUUCACUUUUACAUGCAGUUCUGCUGUCACUGAGCACUGCCUUUUGACUCAUGAUUAGUAAUGCAAUUGAGCUAAGGCUGGGAAAUGUGUUUGUGAGUCCAUUCAGCUAGAUGAGUGUUGCGGUUUCAAAGGUGUUAGCUGCAACUUGUGGGUGGGUUAUAGGGCAAUCCUAAACAUUUCUACUCAGAAGUUCCAUUGCAUUCAAUGGUGCCUACUCUCCUCCUCCUCCUGUAAGUAAAGGUAAAAAGGUACUCUCCUCUACAUAGGUAAAGGAGAGCAGCCUAGUCCUAUAAUUUUUCCUCCCCUUGUCCGUCUUCCGCAGGUUGUCUUUGAAAAUGCUCUUCCCUCCCACUCCAGUCCUCUUUCCCAGUCUUUGCUUAAUUUUCAUACUGAUAAGAUCAGAAGUGCCUUUAGGCAGGAAGCUUAUUCUGUGGCUCAACAGCUGAGAAAGCCAGGUGCUAAUGACUAGUGAGGUGGGAGACUGGCUUGCUUGUGGGUUAUCUGACUCAUUCGCACUUGAAAUUUACGUAUAUGUAUGCUAAUUGCUGAAAUUGCAGCAUAGCCACUUGAACUUGCUGUCAAGUCAUUUUGAUCAUUAAGGCUGAAAACGUUCAGAUGUAUGAAUGCUGAAUUUCUACAGCUGUGUUUUCAGUGAGCUCAAUGUCCAUUUGUAGGCUGUAAACCCACCUCGCACUGUUAACAAUAUGGCACUUUGCUCCAGCUCAAUGAUCUCCCCAAACGUGUCCCAUCUAACCUCUUGGUGAGGAGUCUAGAUAGGUACCAAAAGAUCUCUGGGAGCGAGACGCUGUGCAUUAAAAAAACAAAACAGUGUAAUUUUUAAUAUAGCCACAGCUAGUGCUAAAAGUUCAGUAGUGAUAUUUUUCUUUUGCAUCCAAGAUUCAAAGGUAUGUUAGGGAGGACAGCAUUUUAGUCGCUACCUUUGUUAAAGGCCACCAUUCAGGGAAGGGAGCUCAGAACACUGAACAUCUUCAGGUCUUUUAGUCCCAUCUGAGGGGCUUCCAAGCUGUCCCUUCCUAAAACAAAGAGGGCUGCAGUUCAGCUAACUUGAAGUGAGAGAACAUGACCCCACCUAUGUAAUUAACACAUAGGGUGGUGUAGCCUUUAGAGUGCUGGACUAGGAUGUGGUUGAAGUCAGGUUCAGAUCCCUGCAAAGCCAACUGUCUCCAUCUCACAGGGUGCCUGCAAGUAUGAAAUGAGAACCCUCCAUCUGUCUUUGGGCAGGAGCCAGGAUAUAAAUAUGAUGGGUAGCACAUAAUGCGGUAGCUUGAGCAGAAUAGGACCCUAGAUGCCAACAACUGUUCUAUCUUCUUCCUACUCCUAAAUUGCAGGUGCAUGUAAAGCCCUGUGUGGCAAGUACUCCUACCUUUUGCAGUGACAAAUCAGACCCACAGGAAUAUGUUGAAGGACUCGAAAAUAACUUCCCAUUGCAGUCAAGCAAAUAUCACAACAUGUGCAUUAUAUCUUUCAGUAACAAAAUACUGGCUUUUAUACUCUAUGAAUUCCUCUGACUUUCUCAGAAGAAUCUUGCAGAUAGCUGUUUAGGGAAAGUGUUUGCCUCUAAAGAGAUGGAAAUCUCCAGAUAUCGGCAGGGGCAGGGCACAAGAACAUCCCAGCUGAAAAUACAGAGGCAGCUAUCAGUACUGUACAGCUUGAACACUUCUUCUUGUCCACACCUAGAAAGCACAGACUCGAGAGGUGUUCCGCUUGUCCUGUGCUUUUAGGUGUGGGUCCGAGCAGUUUUCUGUUUGCCUCACUGCUUUCUCCCAGGAAACCCCACUUUUACUUCUGAAUCUGAGCAAACAUCGAUCCACGGAAAACUUAAUUGACAUUUGUGCCGAUUUAGCAGUAAAGAGUGGGUUUCUUCAGGGGGCACAAUUAAAGCCAUAAUAAAAAUUUUAUGUGGGAGCAUCCAAAGAUGGCAUCUAAUGUACAGCAUAACAAUGUUAUAUGAAACAACAGUAAUUUCAAAACACAAGAGUAUCCGUGUGCCUGCAGAAAAAGUACUCAAGUAUUGACUUGCAACUCAAGACAUUAGCAGGAUCUAGCAAUAGUAAGACCAGAUGACUUUUGUAGCAUUUAUCGUGUAUGUUGUAGACAUUGACUUUUGUCAUUUGUGUUCUAAUCGUAUGCAAAUAUUAUUUGAUGCUAGAGCCAGUCACCCAAGUGCUGCAAUCUGUGAAGUUGUCUAUGUGCUGCCAUUUCCAUUCCAUAUAACAGUGGGAUGGAAAUAACGGGAUAACACAGGGAACCUAGUGGUGAGACCUUUAGCAUGAUAAAAGGAAAGUCCACAGUCUACCAUUGUUUCCCAUUGCUUCUCUUCAGUAUCGUGUAAUGGUGCAUGUGUAGGGUUUGGCCAUAUAAAGACUGAAAAUGGUAAAGUCAACAGUGCCUAGUCAGAAGUCAUAGAUGUUCCUCACCCUUUGGAAAUAUUUAUGCAAACGACCCCCUUGUGUUCAGCAGGGGUCAAUCCAGAGCUCCCCCAACUCCCACUGGACACUUUGACAGGUCAAAUGAGGAUCCCAGACCAGCAUAACUUGACCUGUGUGCUGCCAGAUCCCCACUGCUGCUGUGGAGAAUUUUUGUGGGCAUUUUCUUCCCUUCCUCUGGUUCUUACCUGUGAGGUAGGUCAGGCAGAGAGCUGCUGACUAACCCUACGUCCCCUGUGAGCAGGGCUUUUUUUCAGCUGGAACUCAGUUCCGGCACCUCGCAGAUGGGCGCUAUUGCCAUUUUAAGAGAACAAGGGAGGUGUUCGUGGCGAGUUCGGCACUACUUUCCCUAGAAAAAUAGCCCUGCCUGUGAUCUUCGUGCCUGAGAGUGGGGGUUUUGUAGCUUCUAAUCUUCUAACCACCUCCACAUUAGUUCGCUCUUACCUCUGCUGUAAUACCAUGGCUGGAGAGAGUAGCACCAAACAAGGAGGACACCUGAAAUGAUUUAUAAUAUUAACUAAGUGCAAGCAGAAUAAACUCGAGUGCAUUUCAACCAUGUUUUUAACUUGGGAAGAAGAAAACAUAUUCUUUAGUCGACUAUUCCCACCCUGAGGAAGAAUGUUUUAAAAUGCAUUGAAACUUAUAUAAUAAGAACACUAAUUGGAACCUCCUCCUUUUAUGUAGAUAAGCUUUAAAAGCCUUUUGCAUAGAAAGGAAGGUGUGGCUGAGUCCAGGCUAGGAGGAUUUUUAUCUUGUCUUGAAUAGGGUUUGUACAGUUCCACCAGCUCUGGCAUCUCUACAAAGAGAAAUAUAAUACAAACAAAUCACAUGGCAGCACCAUGAAGGGGAAAAAAGAAUUUGGCGGGGGGUGGCACAGGAGAGGCAAAGUAUAUCUCUAGGUGCAGGAGAUGUGUCCCACAGUUUAAAAUCUCUGAAACAAAAAUACUAGCAUGUGUAACGGCGAUUGGCAAUUGGCCCCAGCAAUUGGCGGAGUGGGGGGAGGGGGAGUGUCUUGUUUGGGGUGUGUGUGACACCGCCGCCCCCCCCCCUCACAAUGGUAUUUUAAAUGCACAGCUAGGCAGUAUUUAAAAAUGAGAAAGGGUGUGUGGAGCAGGGUAGUUGCCUUUUAAUCUAGCAAAUUAUGGAUUCUCCAAACAUACACUAUGCAGAGGUAAAUGAAUGCCAAUGCUGUAAUCUAAUUGACCUGACCUUAGUUCUUAAAUGUAGAGCUGGAAAACAGGUCACUCAGGUCAGUUAAAAACCCUUCUGUUAUCACACACACACAACAAUCUUAGUUUUCAGAGUGUGUGUGAAAAACAAAGUGACAUGUUACACUUGCAUUCCUUCAAAUAUAGCUUGCCUGUAUUAGGGUUUUUUUUUUUAAACCCUUCCUUGUUGCUGCUUCAAGGAGUCUUCCCUCCCUCUUCAGAGACAGGUGUGUCACUUUGCUAUGCAGAGCAUAAAUUAAAAAGCUAACCCAGCAAAAGACCGAAUGAUCCAGCUGGGAGUGGGUGUGACUGACUCCCAACUGCUGAGGCAAGGGGAACGGGGCACAGGAAGAACUCUGCAAGGGACAGUGACUUCCUCCUGGGAUCUAGUCACUCCCAGUUCCGACGUGUCCAAGCCUAGUUGUAUCAAUUGUAAAAUGUUUAUCCUGUUGAUAGGACCUGAUUUUCAUGUGUGGCACUGAUCCAUCUCUCCCUUUAAUCUGCUUCACUGUGUAGAGUUUACAGAAAACUGAAGGUUCAAAGAGUAGCUCUGGGCUGCUUGUAAACCGGCUUUCAAACUGGUGUGCACUGCAAAACAGAGCAGGAUUUCGCUCCUGCUGAGCCCUGUUGCUCCAGCUGCAUGUGUCAUUUCCCGGCAGGGGAACUGGCAUGCAGCCAACACAGAAUGGAGUCCUGCCUCCUCGCCGCCCCAGCAGAGCAAUGCCAGCUGAUUGGCAAGUGGGCAUGGUUUUAUAAUAAAUGGCCUUGCAUGCCAAAUUGUCCCAUGGGCCAGAGCUCCUCCUGUAAACUGCCCCUCAUUUCUUUCUAUACUUAUGCAGAGCCACUGUGGUGCAGUGGUUUAGAGUGUUAACACUAGGACCUGGGAUAACAAGGCUUAAAUCCCCACAUACGCAAGAAGCUCACUGGGUAACUUUGGGCCCAUCAUUGGAUCUGAUGAUGUGGGUUUUGGUGUAUACAAGCCAAUGCUAUAUAAGAGGUAUAUUUUAAAGACUCUGGCCACUCUGGUGGUUUUUAAUGAGUGUAGUUACCCCUCUGGGAUUGUGUAACAUCGCAUGACUUAAAAAACUUGACAUCAGCACAAUACUAUUUAUGUGAAAAAGACAUUCUCGUUAAAUGGGGGCCAGGGGAGAGGCACAUUUUCACCUUAUCACCAUCUGCCUGACAACCUUUAUCCUUCUAUGUUGAUAGUAUGGUAUGAUCUGGUCCUGCCCACACUUUUCCCUGAGUAGGAGAUGGGAGAUGAUCAGUACUGCGAGGAAUCUCAUAUCUGAAUCAUUUAUUCAAGUUGCUAGGAUGUUCUGAAGCAGGGAAUAUUUGGUGGGGAGGGAUCCGUAUGAGCAGCUAUAGUAGGUUAGCAAAUGCUCUGGGUGUAGACAUGAAUCUAGGACGGCAAACAAAGGUUUUGUUGCUAAACCUGUUUGUCUUUUGUAAUAGCUUCUGCCUGGCACAUUUCAGUGCUCUGGGCUUACACAAGUGCGUCUCACAGAGGCCAUUAACUCUCUGCUCAUUCCUGCCCUCCUGUCAUAGGUUCUGCGGGAGUUCUUCCCGUAUCACCACAUCUGAUAUGUAGAUUGCACCAGCUAGAUAGACCUGCCAGCACCUGUUCUUCCUGCAAUCACUAAAUGAUGACAAAUUCUGCAUCCAACUUACGGAAUAUUAUUAAAGAAGGCAAGCAGGACCAGCAACAAAAUGUUGCAGUGUGGCGUGAUUCUGUUCAAGAUUCCCAUCAGACCUUUUUUCAGGAUAUGCUAUUCUGUUCCCCCUCUAGCUCAGUCCUCACUGGGCUAACUGGAAUCUCCACCCCCCCCCACUAUCCACCCCCCCCCCCCUAGUUUUGUGUGUGCUGAAAAUCUUGGGCUUUCCAGAAACUUUCUGAUAGCUCUCUAGUAUGCUGUUUUGGCUGCAUGUUGACCAUAGUUCAUAGAAUGAAUUUGCUUUUAGCAUAUAGCAGUGGUUCUCAAACUUUUUUCUCUGGGCCACACUUGCAGAAUAAAAAUUUCCUUGUGCCACACCAAUUUUUUUAAUUGAUAAGAAAUACACUGGAAAACAAAAAGCAAACUCCUAGCAGUGCUUGAUUUAUAACAUAGAACCUGCCAUGUGUUUGAUAACAGGGCAACCCUAAGCAAAGCCUCUUGACGAACUGAGGUGCCUUGUGUCCUCAAAUGAUUUACCUUAUGGAACAAAAGCAAAUCUUUGGACUGCACCGGAAAACAUCAUUCAGCCUGGACACUGAGAUCCAGCUCCGAGGGCCUUCUGGCGGUUCCCUCACUGUGAGAAGUGAAGUUACAGGGAACCAGGCAGAGGGCCUUCUUGGUAGUGGCACCCGCCCUGUGGAAUACCCUCCUAUCAGAUGUCAAGGAAAUAAACAUCUAUCUGACUUUUAGAAGACAUCUGAAGGCAGCUCUGUAAAGGGAGGUUUUUAAUGUUUUAAAUAUUUUGUUGAAUGCCACCCAGAGUGGCUGGGGCAACCCAGUUGGAUAGGCUGCAUAUAAAUAUUAAAACUAUUAUUAAAAGUUAUUAUAACAUAUAAUUGGAGUGCCAUAAUCCAGUCUACUUCCUCUGGCUAAAACCCGGUAAAAACCGUGUUUGGAAGUAAGUGAAAUUUCCAUUUUCAAAGGCAUCUCCAGAAGUGUUGAGGGUAAUCCAAAAAUCUACUUGUUGAAAGACAGUGGAAGUGGGCAUCUCAGUGUCUUGAAAUAAGAAGGUGUAUUGGAAGCCAAGUUUUUUUUUGAAACAUACUAAUCAAUAUCCUGAAGAUGACAGGUCCUGCCAGACUGACGGUUUUGUGUGGGCGUAUUCUGCAGCAUGUUCUUGACACUAUAUAGUUUAUCCUUGACUGUCUGCACUCCAUUCGGCAUUUUAGUUGUUCUGCAGUGCUUCCUUAUGUUUAGCUGCCAGAAGGGAGGAGACAGAAGGAAACUUUCCAUGGCUUAUGGCUUCCUUUUAUAAAUGUGACGAAGGAUCAGACUUGAGAUAUUGAACUUUAUUAUAUUCAUUUUAUAUGGUUUUAUAAUUUCCCUUCUGUUUUCAUGAUGCACCUUUGCUGUUCCUUUUUUCUUCUCUAAUUUAUAUUUAGGUUUCAUUAUAGGAGUGAAUAGCUUAAGCUAAUAAAUGGCUGUGGAAACUUUUUGUAUUAAGAGUGGUACCUCAGGUUACAUAUGCUUCAGGUUACAUACGCUUCAGGUUACAGACUCCGCUAACCCAGAAAUAGUACCUCGGGUUAAGAACUUUGCUUCAGGAUGAGAACAGAAAUCGUGCUCCGGCGGCGCGGCGGCAGCAGGAGGCCCCAUUAGCUAAAGUGGCGUCUCAGGUUAAGAACAGUUUCAGGUUAAGAACGGACCUCCAGAAUGAAUUAAGUCCUUAACCCGAGGUACCACUGUACAUUCUAUAGUUGUAGUAUUUAUUAUUCUUGGUUUUGAGAUCAUCACUGUAUAAGUCUGCUCAGAAGGAAGCCCCACCAGGGCUUACUCCCGGGUAAAUUGCUGCAACUCAGCAAGACAACUUUUGAGAAGAGAAAUUUUCCUCACUGCUAUUCCCUCCUGCUAGGUUCCCUUUUAGACUCUGGCCCCGAAGUCCUGCACUGGGUCUCCACACUGACCUGCAAGCUCACUUCACCCAUCCACAAGUCUAAAACCUCUGCCAGAAUAGCUUCAAGUUCUCUUUUCAAUUUAUUACGUUGGCUUUGCCUCGCACACUGGGUUUUUCCACAACUACACCAAUAUUGAUCUGUACACCACUCCUUUAUUCUUCCGCUGCCACCAAUUUUGUGGAAAAAACACAGGGAUCCCUGGUGAAAUAUUGAGUCUCAGUCAGGUAGAGUUAACAAUAAAGAUUAAAGUUUAUUUCAAACACAAACAUGUUUUAAAAUAUAUUCGAAACACUGUCACUCUAUUCUCUCUCAGUCUUGUCCCUGUCUCUAACUGACUCCUCUAUCUCCCCCCCCCCCCCAAAAGAACCAACCGAACUAACUGUCAAAACCUUGGGCUGAGCCUCAGAAUCAAGCAGGAUCCUCCUCCGGGCUUUCUUAUUGGUCAACCUAUUAACCCUUUCUCUCCCCCAAUACAAAGGUAUCCCCAAAGAAUGGGCAAACGCCACAGUAUGCAUAAGAUUACACUGUUACUCUCCUUAAUAAUGCUUAUUAAUAUUUGUAUUUCAGGUUAAAUCUAAAUUUCAGUUUUAUGUAGCCAUGCACUGUAUGCUACAGCUUUGUAUUUAAUACUUUCUAAAAGAAAAGAACACUCUCUCCUCCAGUCAGCCUUACUCUAUUUACUCGAGUCUAAUGUGCCAUCGUAUCUAAUGCACGCCUCAAUUUUCAGAGCCUUGAAACAAAAAAAAGUAUUUGCUGGCGAAUGUAAAUGUGCCAACAAAUCUAAUGCGCACCUUAAUUUUUGCAACGUAAUUUGUCCAAAAAAGGUGAGCAUUAGAUUUGAGUAAAUAUGGUAUUUGUAUGCAUAUAUCUUACCUAUGUGGCUGUGCCCUGGAGCACAGGCUGGGAUCCAAAUAACUGCAUAGCUGGUUCAGUGUGCCCAAGGGGACAUUGGGCUUAUGUUUCUCAGGUAGCAGCCCCUCACCCCCAUGCUAGAUGGCAAAUUGCUUUUGAAAAAAGGAGAAUUGGAAAUGCCAGUUCCUGAAGUACAUCUUGAAGCAUGGGAGCCUGUUGUUCAAAUGAGGUGGGCAGAGGGCGUUGGGGUUGGAACUCUUUCAUUGCCCUGGCUUUGUAUGUAAUUAUAAACCAUGGUUUACUAAGCUAUAGUUCGAUAAACCAUGGCUCAGUGUUAUGUGUGUACCCUGUCCAGUGUCUUAGCUAUGGUGUGUUAGCAAAAACAAGCCAUGGUUUGUUAUUACCUUACUGACCAUAACUACGACGUUACACAUGAACCUGGGCACUUCCUUGACUAUAGUUUUCUUGCUUGCCUACAUAAAUGCUCUGCCAAGCCACAGUUGCAUUAUUAUUCCUUUAAAAAAAUAAAUCUUGCUCUUCCUCCCAAGGGAUCCCAAAAAUGAAGCUCCUUGCAUCAUUUUGUGGCUCAUGCUGAUACUUCUCCCAAAGAUGAGAUCACUCCUAAUUCUGCCUUGCAAUUGCUGCCUUGUCCCACCCAGUCAUUGUCUUUAAUGCUGAUGUGCUGCAAAGGAGAUGGAAAGGGACCGCUCAGCCCUCUGAAUACUCUAUCAUCCCUAAAAGCAUUUUUAAUGCUUGAGACUAUUUCCUUGUAUGCAAAACAACCAAAAACCCCGCCACCCUUUUGCGUAGGUUGUGCAUGCCUCUGCCUAUUUGCUAACUAGCAUCUAUUAUUGUUCAAGGUUCCGGAAAGCAAUUCUUGCAGUCUGUUGUCGACACAACAGUCAUGUCACAAUCCCUGCAGUGAAUUACAUUCACCCCUCCUGAUCUCUGCCAAUUUCUCCCUUGUUGUCUUAUCCCCCUCCAUCCUCACCCCGAGUUUAGACCCCCACCCCCGAUGAUGCUAACCUUGCUGUUUGUGUCCACAUUCUCCCUGAGCUACAGUUGAGGCAUGAUCAAGUCUUGGCAAGGGCGUGUGUUUGUAUGUGCAGCUUAGUGGAGAAUGGGGGUAGGUUCUGGUGUGUCCACAUUACCAUUCACUGUGGCUCCACUGCUGUUUUCCCCCCAAGCCCAUUUACACACAACAUUGGCAGCGAUCCAUUUCUAUCCUGUGGUUUCUUUAGAAAUGAUGCUGUUUGAUGCAUCUUCCCUCGAACCAGCUUCCAUCCAAUUAGAAAACGUUAAGUCACACUCACUUCUUGGUCAGGCUGAGGCAUGAACAUUUAAGACAGCUGUUGCACAUGCUCAGAUGGCAGCUUCGUGAUUGGGAGUUGGACGGUUGCCGGCGCAUGGUAGCGAAACAGGUAAAACACAUCAGGUGGAGACAAGACAUGGAAAUACAACCUAAAACACAGCAGGACAGAACGACUUCACUGUGUUUCAGCCAUUAAUAUUGUUACAGCAGUUGGGUGCCACUCCCACUCUCUCCCGAGCCAUAGCAAGAUUCCAGGGGGGUUCCAGGCACUCCCCCAGGCUCUGUGCUCCUUUGGAGAAUUGAAGAUGCAGUAGAGCAGGCAUAGGCAAACUUGGCCCUCCAGAUGUUUCGAGACUACAGUUCCCAUCAUCCCUGACCACUGGUCCUGUUAGCUAGGGAUGAUGGGAGUUGUAGUCCCAAACCAUCUGGAGGGCCAAGUUUGCCUAUGCCUGCGGUAGAGAUUGUCAUAGAUAUAAGAAAUAGGGUUUAUUUACAUAUUUACACCUUCAGUCUGCAUGGAGGGUGUGUGUGUGUUUCCAGAUCUUACAGCAAGGGCAUUUCAAUAGGGGCUUGUUCCCCACUGGAGUCAAAGUGAAGGAUGCAUAGAUUGUUGUGAAAUACAUAAUGAUUUGCGUGUGAAAGGUAUGUUUUGCCACCUCCAAAGCUGGGAGAGACCGUGAACCAGAAGCUCAAAAUGUUUGCUCUUGAUCUCCUUUUGUGCUCCACCCGUGACUUCCUCUGUGGUCAUCGGGGUCUGCUCUGCUCCUCCUCUAUCGGCUUCCCUCCCUCCCUUGCUGCUUUCCCUCCUAGCCAGUCUGAGCCAGAGUGAAGAGGUGCAAUCCCCCCCCCUUGGGCCUGCACCCUUGGCAGGGUGGGCAACCCCUAAGCACACCCUGCAUACUAGAAAAAGUGAGAUAGUGCAAGACAGAUAGAGGCCAACAGCAUACUCUUCUGCUUGAGAAGGUGAAUGAUGAAGUGUGCAAAACAACACAGGAGGGACAGCACCAGGCUGUGGUUUUUACAUGCAAGGUUGUCAGUGCCAUCUGAGGACAAACAGUAAUAGGGUGGGAGAGCACAAGUAUAGUUGUGUGUGUUGGAAACAGAAGCAAAACCGUCUGAUGCACUCGUGCAAACACCAGGGGAAGUGUGCAUGUUCAAACUGGCAAAGAACAUGAGAAAAGUGUGCAAGGGGUGAGAGGAAUAUUUGCAUAUGAGGGAAGCAUGCAUGGGCAUGUGAGCGCUUUCCUUAACGUAAUUGGAGAUCCAAGACAGAUUAACAUUAAAAAGGGGCGGAGGGGGGAAAAUAAAGCAGAUUAAAUUUCCGGAAGCCGGGUGGCAGAAAGAAAAUGUUAAUGGGCUACUGACUCACUGUAAAGAAUGUGUAAAGAAGAACUCUGAGCAGCUUUCUCCACACCCCUCUUUUGCAGCUGGACAAAUGCAAGGAGGACAUCCCAUCAUCCCUGACCCAUAUAGCAGUGCUGACUGGAAUUAAUGCAAGUCCAAUAAUAUAUUGUGAGCCACAGGUUCCUCAUUCCCACCCUAAACAGCCAUGGGCUUGUGUGUGUUCGCCACUCUUUUAAUCUGCGUGGUCCAAAUGAUGUUUCCCUCAAACAAUGCCAUCUCAAUGCACUUGUAAAUUCAGGUUUACCCAAUAUGGGAAUAAUUUGAUAAAUUGAGGAAAACAAGGCUCCAAAUUGCUCCACUCAGGGUAGGAGGUACCUAAAUGGUUUUGCUGUUUUGUGGGGUGGAUGGCUCAGUCAUCCCUUUCUGCUACUUCCCUUUCCAUGCCGACAACUUCCCCCUCUCCCUGCUGUGGUUGUAACUAUUUCUGGUGUGUUCCUGAGCACAGGACCACCCCUCCACCUUCGGAUCCCUCAGAUUUGCAAGAUCCAGAACACUGAACAAGAAAACCAUGUUAAAAUUUCUAUACCAAAUAUAUUGGGUAGCAUCCAAAAAGUGUGCUCUCAGAAUUUACAAUUGCUUUCAUCUCUUUUUCAGUCUCCCAGUAGCUGCUCAAAAUUCACAGUUGCCUGAAUGUGUGCUUUUGCACAUUUGUAGAGCUGAGAUUUUUUUUUAAAAAAAAUAAAAAAUAUAAACAAGGGGUGUGUGCGUAUGCAGCUAUCUGUGCUUCUCAGUUGGCACUUAAUUAGCAUAAUUGAAUCAGCAAAUUAGAAGGCAGGGAUACACUCAUUGGUAUGAGCAGGAAAGACCAAAAUCGCUCCUUACAUAAAAAUUCUAAUGUGUGCAGAUGUGGAUUACUCUGCUUAAUUCGAGUGGGGAAAAUGUGGAUUAACAGCUAAAUAAUGCCCAAAUGUGGACAAGCCGUAUCUUUGAGCUAUGAUCAACACAGGCAGAUGAAAACUAUGAUGUGGAUAAAGAAUUUACUACCAUAGUGGUAGGUGUAGAUUUAAAAUAAAAAUAAAAAUUGGUGAGAUGUAGCAUCCAGAAUAUAGAUAGAUGUCAACUGUCCAGGGAGGAAAAAACUUAGGAACAACUUGAUUUGUAGAAACCAGUAGCAUGGAGAUAAAAAAGUAGCCCUAUUUAGAUUAUCAAUGUUUAGAGUGGUGGUGCUGACAGUGGGGAAGCUGGGGUUACGACCUUGUCUGUCCUUGCCGUUGACUUCUAGAUGCUCAACUGAUUUUCUGUACAGAACUGCUGCAUGAACAGCACAUCAGAUCUGUGCAAUGUGCAGAUCUGGUCGUCAGGGCAAUGCAAACAGAUCUUCUCUAUGUGCAUCUGUUGGUCAUCUAAAUGGGGAAGAAUAAUACCAAGCUAACGCAAGCACAUCCAAGUUGCUAUUAAAGGCUCAGCUGUAAGAGCCGCCUGAAAAGCUAUCCACCCUACAUCUAAAGCAUACCCACAGCAUAAGGAGAAGUAAUCCCAUGAACCUCUUUGAAGAUGUGAAAUUACUGGGUUAAAAGUCUCGGCCUCAUUCAUUGUACGAAGCAGCACACAGAAGCUAAUAAAUAGCAAACAGUGAUUCCCAUUCCUCCCAACACCAAACAGAAUAAUGUGACUAUGGUGGUAAUUGUGGGGUUUGAUAUGAGCAGGAAUAGUAGGAAGGAAAACUCAUUUGAGGUGUCAAAGGAAGAACCUCAACAAAAUUUUAAAUUUUAAGUUCUUAAGGCAGCCUGAGCCUUUGCCAAUUUGCUUCCCUCCAACCGUUCUGAUCUCCUACUUCCAUCAGUCCCAGGCAAUCCCCAACUCAUGGGAAAUGUAGAUCAAAACAGCUGGAGGACACCACGGGGUUAGGGAAGGCUGAGUUAAGGGGAUAUUCUGCACAUGGUAAAACACAAAAGCUUUUGGCGAAAUACUGACUGUUACAACAUCUCAGAACUUUAGAUCACAGUAGAAAAGAACUAGGCUGAUAAAAAGUUUGGCAGGGUGCUUAUUUAAAGACAACAACAACAAGGACAAAACCUACACGACAGUUUCAUGCCCUACUGGUCACAUACUAAGAUGCUAACAGUAAUGGCCUACCAUUGCGAUCAUGAAGAGAACGAAAUAAUUUCCUAGAUGUAGCUGAGACGUUGCAGCAGUUUGUGAAUUAUGUUUCCUAAACCUGGUUGCCAACUAACCACAAAGGCCUGCUUCUGUGCCUUUAACCCUGACCUGAUUUGCAGAAAUCAGUGGCGGCUGAAGCUUUUCACGACUCUGGAGCUAAACAUUUGUUCCUUUAUAUUUGCAAAAUCUCCAUACUGCACUUCAUUGCUCAUGGUGAUCUCAGGGCAGUUUCCAACACCGGAAAUUAUGUUCAACCUAGAAGAACAAUACAGUGAAAUACCUGGACUUAUGGUUAACAAAAUGCAGUCAAAAUGCAGGGGGCAGGGGAACCUUAAAAACAUUGGAGAGUGUGAACUAAUUCCCCUCAAGGGGGAAGGCAUUUUUGGUGGCUAACAGAAGCCCAUCUUUUCUGCCAUCUGUGUCUCCAGGGGCUCCACAACAAGGGAGGGGGGCUUCUCCUGUGUUCAGUGGGCCAAAGAGCUCUCCUCCCCGGCCCACCCUGAGGGUCCAAGAUGGCUGGUAAGGGAGCAGGUGCUCUGAAAAAUAUGCAUUAUCACUUGCUAAUGUCUGCAGAACAAACCUCUGUUGCAGGGAUAGCUAGAAUAUUUCUGCUUUCGGUUCUGCAAUGUAAUGCAAAUACUAUAUAAAUAGAGAUGUAAACUCACCAGAGUUUCUGUUCAAAGUACACACUCUGUGUUGGUCCAGUUUCAGUUCCCCAGGGCUGGCUGAGGUCGAAUUACUUGGGGUGGGCAGAAUAGUCCUGGUUCCCCUCUUUUUUGUGAUCACCAACUUGGCUAUACUGCAUUUAGAACUGGCGUAGGUAACAUGGUGCUCCCCAGAUUUUGUCAGACUACGAUUCCCAUCCUGCAAAUUGAGCACUAAUCAUUGGGUCAGGCUGUAGUAAAUGUUGUAUCAUAAUAAGGCUAUAGCUAUGCACAGACACAUCCCAAGUGAUUUGAAGUGAUUGCAACAAGAUGGCCACAUUUACCACAGUGUGAACAAUCCUAAUUCUGGUGUGACUGUUGUCAGCUAUGAGGAGGAUACGACAUUCAUUAGAAGACAAGGCUAUCAACGGCUGCUAGCCUUGUUGGCUGUUUUCUGUCUCCACACUUGGAGGCAGCAGUGCUUCUGAAUACUGUUUUCUGGAAACUGAAGGAGGACAGAGGCCUCUUGUGCGCUGGUUCUGCUGGUAGCCUUCCCAUAGGCGUCUGGCUGGCCCCUGUGAGAACAGGAUGCUGGGCAUGGCCUGACCCAACAGGCUGCUCUUAACAUGGUUUUCAUGUGCUACAAUUAUGCAUGAAAUAUUGAAAUUGUUUAUUCCUGGCACGUAGAGGAUACGAUGGCUUCAACGGCAGGACUGUCCAUUUUUGUUAAACUGGCCUUGCUCCAGCAGUGAUUAGAAAAGCAUGGUUUCCUAUGAAAAGGAAAUACAGUAUUUCCAAUGCACAAGCUGAGAUGAAAGCUUGCAAAUAAGCUUGUGGACAUAGGGCCAAAACAGUGAAAAAUCCAAAAUAUAUUAUUUGUGUGUGUGGUUUAACGAUCAUAAGGUUAUAUAGAUAAGCUUUCAGACUUUAUCAUGCUUGAUGCCACAUAUCACUGUUGUUCCCAUUUUACAGAUGGGCAUUUGUGGUAGCAGUAUUUCUCCAAGGCUGUUUCCUCUGAGUGGCCGAGCUAGUGGGCAGGUCCUCAACUCAGCUUACUUAUCUCUCAAAAUCAAAUUGAGAUGGCUUAAAUAGAAGGUAGAAUCUGUCAAAGAGCUUUUUUCGCUGUGUAGCUGGAAGCUAACCUUUCUGUUCUUCUUUUGGGCAGCUGCUGCAGGCCCCCUGUCUUGGGAGAAAGAGUGUGCAGAGGGUCCGGAAACAUGGUGUCGGGACUUCCCCACGGCACUGAAGUGCGGGACUUUGGACCACUGUCAUGGGACUUUGGCGAUCAACACCCCUGUGGUGAGUCCAUGUGAUGGCAGAGUAUGCACUCCCUGCCCACCUACAACAUUCAUGUCCUUCAAGGCAAGGGUUAAUCUGAACAGGGGAUCACAGGAUUCAUCCAAGAAACAUGCAGUGUGAACCAAUAACCAAAAUGAAGUGCUCUGAACAAGCACAGAGAACGUUUUACCUGCCGCUGAGUAAUGAGGUUGCCCCAUGACCAGAAAGAAAGCACGACAGUGGCUACAAAAGUUGUUUUAGAUGAAUAAGCUUUUUUGCAGGCUUCUGUCCUCAGACACGUUCAAAACCACUUGCCUCCACUCCUGUGGCCUCCAGCCCAGCUGCAACACACGUUCCUGUAUUAUGGGCUACAUACUUGCUUCGGUGACAUUCUUAGAGUUCCAGAUGCUGCAUUGCAUUGCAGUUGCAGAAUACCAACCAGCAAGCCCCUUAAGCACAGUGUCUAAAAACAAAACAAGACUGAAACGGCUAUGAAAACCAUAUUAGGUUUCCCCCCUAACUUUCUUUUUUGAGUGGAAAUGGAAAUGCCAGUUUAACGGAGGAUUUCUAGACGGCACCAGCUGCUCAGUCAGCUGGCCUUGCUCCACUUCCUUUCUUUCACGAGCAGAACUGAGGCCAGAACUGCCAUGUUACAUUAAAGACAUUUCCACCGCCAUAAACAGCAACCACCCUGCUCUUAACAUACACACCAACUGACUCAAUUACCUGUGUCCUGGAUUGUAGAUUUCUACCCUGCCCUUUUUGCCUGCACCAGCCACUGCAUAAUGUAGGGCACAGAUGCCUUUGCGUCAGGGCCACACUUUAAAGUGUGGUUCUGUCCUCAGAGUGCCAGCUUGGCCCUGCGACUGUGGGUGUCCAGGACCGUGGGUGCCAUGAAGUGUGCAGGGCCCUGGCACUGAAAUUUGUGGGUGCCCGGCCUCUUCAUGGGGAAUUUUGUGGGUGCUCGGGUACCCAGGGCCCCAGGGAAUUUGCACCUAUGCCUCAAACCCUUAUUUAGCUGCACCAUACAGCUCAGGGGGAAAGCGCAUGUGUUGCCUGUAUAAGUGUCUAGGUACAUUCCCUUGCAUGCACCUUUGGGUCAGUGGCCACAUAGCUGCUGUCAGAUAGAGCAGGCUGGGCAAGGUAAAGCAAUGGUCUGCCUUGAUUUAGAUCCUGAACCAGCCGCAUAGAAAGAGGUCAUCUCAAAUUGAAGUCCCGCUGAUUUCAGUGGGAAUGAAGUGCAACUGACCUAGUUGUGUACACACCAUACAUGCAAAACACACAAACACCUGAAUCCUGGGAACUAUAGUUGGUUCGGGGACGGGGGUGGCAUUGUGGUCUAAACCACUGAGCCUCUCAGGCUUGCUGAUUGGAAGGUCAGCGGUUCGAAUCCCCGCGACAGGGUGAGCUCCCGUUGCUCGGUCCCUGCUCCUGCCAACCUAGCAGUUCGAAAGCCGUCAAAGUGCAAGUGGAUAAAUAGGUACCGCUCCGGCAGGAAGGUAAACAGCGUUUCCGUGCACUGCUCUGGUUCGCCAGAAGCGGCUUAGUCAUGCUAACCACAUGACCCGGAAAAACUGUCUGCGGACAAACACCAGCUCCCUCGGCCUAUAGAGUGAGAUGAGUGUGCAACACUGAGUCGCCUACGACUGGACCUAAUGGUCAGGGGUACCUUUACCUUUUUAUAGUUGGUUCAGGGUGCUGGGAAUUGUAGAUAUGCAAGGACUUGACUAGUCUCAUGGAUUUCAUGUCCUUCAAAUAUAUGGCAAGGAAUUCAAAUUCAGUGUUGUGCUCUUCUGAUGGUUUCCGUGGGACAAUCCCUCCCCACUGUGGGCAACUCUGGGGUACUCCUGACCCCCUAGAGCCGAUUCAGGGCAGGACAGGGGGAAGCCUCAUGCAGUACUAGUUGGUGUUCUUGAGCUGGAUUCUGCCAAUGGAAUUGGGAUACUUAAUAAUAAUAAUAAUAAUAAUAAUAAUAUUUUUACUAUUUCUUUCUUUCUCAGAAAAGUCUCAAGUGUGGUAUGUGCAAGCUCGUUACAGUAAUGAUGGCAAAGAUCAUGCAAGACAAUUCCACGGAUGUAAGUAUUCUGGAGAGGAUUCUAGGAUUUUCAUCCUUCAUUUUGUGAACAACUGAGAACACAGAAUUAUCUCUCCCCCGCCCCCCUGCUCUGCCACAAAUAGCCUGAUCUGUUAUGCGUUUGACUAAUUCUCGAAAAUCAGUAGGUGUGGACAGACACAUUAUUGUCUAUCAUUGCCUUCCAAUAAUAAACCCUGGUGGUGGGGGAUGGCUCAGAAGUUGGCAACCCUAGGCAUAAACUGAAAGUAUUUUAGAUGUGUUGCAAUUUCUGUUUGACUGUAAUGUCAUAACGUAUCAUUAUUAUAUUCUUCUUCUUGUUUUUAUUACUAUUAAUUGUUAGUUGCUUGUUACCCAGAGCUCUCCAAGCAGUUUACAGCAUUGUUAAAAACAAAAAAAUAUAUAUUACACCAUAAAAACAAAAGAAAAGCAACCCACAUAUGAUCACAGGAAGCGUUGGCAGCUAAUAACAAAACAAUAUCACCUCAGUCUAUUGAAAUCCAAGGUAGAAAAGUAAGUCUGCAUCUGCUGCCAAAGAUGUGUCAACAAAGGUUGACAUGUGUCUCUCUCAGGGGAGCGCAUUCCACAGAAUGGGGGCCACCACUGAAAAGACCCUUCUCUUGUCACCACCCUCCAAGCUUUCCUCAGAGUUGGGGACUUGAAGAAGGGCCUUAGACAAAUAUCUAAGGGUCCAGGUAGGUUCAUACCAGAAGCAGCAUUCUGGAAAGAUAUUAGAGCCCUGAGCCUUGAAGAGCUUUAUCAGUCCAAACCAGCAUUUUGAAGUAAGCUCAGAAACAUACAGGCAGGCCACAUAGCUGAAACAAAAUUUGCGUCUUAUUAUCUAUUGCUCUCAAACCUGUCAACAACUGGGCAGCCGCAUUCUGCACUAAUUGAAGUUUCUGAACUGUUUUCAAAGGCAGCCCCACAUAAAGAGCAUUGCAAUAGUUCACGUGGGGGAAUAGCAUUAAGCGAGGAAAGGCUUGCCUUUUGAAUUAGCUGAAAUGACCUUUGAAAUCUGAAAGUCAAACAUACUUUUUUAAUUCUGAAAGUCAAACUAGCCACGAUAGCUCUGCUCUGCUUUUGCAGUCAUAGGCAAUAAUGCUUCUGCAUACCAUUUGCUGGAAAUAAAUUGUAUUGUUGUGCUCUGGUCCUGCUUGUGGAUUUUCCCACAGGCAUCUGCGUAGCCUCUGUGAGAACAGGAUGCUGGAUAAUGUGGGCCAUUGGCCUUGUUCAGUAGGCUCUUCUUAUAUUCUAAAAUGCUCUCGACUGAGAUGGUACCCUCUCUGUGCUACAGGACUUGUGGAGACUUCAUUCAAAGUGUGACUCCCCACCCCUUUCCAUAAAUUUCUGCAGCCCUUCCAGAAAAUAUUGCAAGUUGGUAUAAAACCAUCUCAUAAUGCUCCUCUUUCUUUCUUUCUUUCUUUCUUUCUUUCUUCUAUUUAUUUUCCUCAGGAAAGAAUCAGUCAAUUUUUGGAGAAAGGUUGCCAGUAUCUCCCUUUCCAGGACUGGUCAAUCCAAUGCAAGAAGAUGGUGGACACAGGAGUUAUCAUUCUGGUACAACUUGGAAAACAAGUGCAGGUAAAUAGACUGAGAUAUUGUUGGUACUGACACUUUCAACCAUGACUUACACGGACCAGAUCCAAGCCAGUCACACUGUGUGGGAUCCUCUCUGAGGAUGCAUCUAUGCUAUGAAUAAUGUUGGUUUUAUUUAUAUUAGUUUUCACAGGCCAGCUUUUUAGUUUCAUUCUUGUUUAACUCAAAACAUAGUGAUUUUUUUUUUACACUGGUUCUGAAAAUACUUUUAUACCAGACACAUGUUUUUAUUUCUUUUCUUUGUCUUCUUCUGCGAGUCAACCAUUUUAAACAGAAAGAAUUCUUAAUUAAAAACUAAGACUUGUUGAAUUGUAAAUAUUUUCCACCACCCACUCAAUAUAAUAGGAAGUUAUUAUAGAGUUCAAUAUUGUCUCCAAUUAUUAUGGGUUUGAGCCAAGACUCCACCCUUUAGCUUGUUUUUAUGGUUAGUUUCAUAAGAACAAAAGUUUACAAUCUCAGCAGAUUUAUUUUCACUUCCUUUCCUAAUGAACCCCAGCGUGGAAUUUGCCUUUUUCAUGGGCACCGCACACUGGGUCAACAGAUUCAUUGAGCAAUCUAUUAUUGACCCCAAAGUUCUUGUUGCUGGUCUGCCAUUGCCAGUUCAGAACCCCUGAGUGUAUAUGUGAAAUUCAGAUAGUUUUGCUCCAAAGUGCAUCAUUUUACACAUAUUUACAUUGAAUUGCAUUUGCCAUUUUACUGCCUAUUCACUCAGUUUGCAGAGGUCCUUUUGUAAUCCUUUUGCUUUAAUAAGCCUGAACAAUUUGGUAUCACCAGCAAACUAGGCCACCUCACUGCUUGCUCCUAAUUAAAGAUUGUUUAUCAACAAGUUUGUUUUCCUAAAUUGUUGUGUGUUAGCUGGUUCAUCAAUAAACAGCCUCUUGUUGUAGCCCUAACAAGGUGAGGGACCCUGUAUUAUAUUAAACCAGUGCAUUUUGGGGGUAAAAAAAUAGGUGCCAAUAUAUUAUUACUAUUAAAAAUUGUAUGCUACCCUAUGCCUGCAGGUCUCUGAGUGGUUCACAACAUAAAAUCACAAUAUAAAAACCACACAAUAAUUAUAAUUAUACAGCCAAACAUAUAUUGAUAAAAGUGCUGUGGGUGCCAAAACCAAAAUGGCUGCCAUAGCCAGAAAAAAAGUGUUGGUAUGUCAUAUCUGUGAGUGCUGUCACGAAAAGGGCCCUGUAUUAAACAAAUAAGAAGCUAACAAGUACAAACUUUCCUAUGAGUGACUCUGUACAUUUGUAAUUCUGCAAGACAGACCUAAGGGAACAGACACACACACAAGUGUUUUCAAGUGUUUUUAUUUCUUUUCCUCCACUUUAAGGGCUGACAAUAUUCUCUCUCUCUCUCUGUUGCUCUUUCUAGGAUAGGCCUGAAAUAGUAUGUGGUGCCUUCAGGCUAUGCAGUCAUCUGGUACCCUUGGAAGGAGCCCUGAAGUUCCAGAAGCCAUUCAGUUCUAAUGGAAUGCCUGAUAUGACGGAUUUCCCCGAAAUGUUGGCUCCCUUUAUAGCUAACGUGCCCCUUCUCCUCUAUCCUCAGGAUGAGCCCCAAACUGAGUUUCUGGUAAGGAAUUCAGCUUGGAUGGAGUUGUCUCCCUUUGCUCCAACAGCCACACACAUGAAAGCCAGGAACAAUUUCUCUCCAGAGACCAUGAGACACCCUGCCAACUUCAGCUAGAGUGAGCUGGAUGCCAUUUUGAUUCACAGAGCUUGCUUCUAGCAUUGGCUGUAUACACAUGUUAUCUUCAAAGCACAUUCUUUCCCUCAAAACAUUCUGGGCGGUGUAGUUUACUCAUCACAGGAUUACAAUUCCCAGCAACCUGUAAUAAACCACAGGGCCCAGAAUUCUCUGAGUGGGAGAAUUUGUUUUUUGAGAGUCCUUCAGGCUUGGACCCAUGCCAAAUGUGUAACCUUCAAAGGGCUUGCAAUGUGCAUAGGCCUCACUUGCGCCAUCUAUUCACCCAUUUUUACAGUGAGAGGACAAGUGGCUUGAAGGAAGCCUGUUUACAUUGGCACAUUAUUUUAUUGAUUUGACUGAGUUUUUAUAUGGCAUCCAUCAACAUAGGUCCUCUGGGCAGCUCACAGAACCAAAGGGAAACAUACUGUUCCAUAGCUUGGGUGCCACUACAGAGAAGCCUUGGCUCCCAUGAAAGGUGCUGUGGUAGGAAAAACAUAGAAAAACCCCAGGCUCUCUUCUGCGUCCUUCCCACAAAGCCUUGAUAAUUAAAUUGUUUUGCUUAAUUGUUUGUUUAAUGACAUCUCCCUCAGUCAUCCAUCCACUGCCUUGUUUUAUGUUUACGUACUGGGUUUGUGUUUGUCCUCAGCAGCACACAGUAGUUGAGGGAAAAGGCAGAAUAGACUGACUGUGUGACUGCAGGUUAUCAAUAGAGCUUUCUCUAAGAAGCAAAAUAAUGAUGUUUAUUUCUCAUGGAGGAAGGAGUGGAUGCAAAACCUAGAAGGGAUGAGCUGAGUCUGUCAUUUUAGCUUUUAAAAGGGCAGUGAGUAAUCUGCUGCCCUACCCAACACAUUCCUCCCCCUCCAUCCUUACAGAUCAUUGCUUUUGGCUCAUUUUGUCCAGCCCAGCUCAGCCAUUUCUGUUUUUUGUUUUUUUGUAGCAGGCUGGGAGAAAAAUGCCUGAAGUGAUGGGCUGCAGGGGAGCUAAAAUAGGGAAGGAAAAAAGCUCUUAGCCUUUGCCCUGCUUCUGAUGUGAAAAAAAGAUGUACACACACAUCCUGUUUUGUAUACAAAUCAGGGCAGAUGUGUGAGCACCAAACAUGGCUGCCACCAUUAGGCCUAGUUUGGCUAUAAGCUACACACCAGCCUAUCUGUGAACUGGAAUUUCACGUCUACCACAGGGGAAGGCAAUUGCAUUUUGGAAAGAGGUUAAACUAGGGGUCAGCAAAUGUUUUCAGCAGGGGGCCAGUCCACUGUCCCACAGACCUUGUGGGGGACCAGACUAUAUUUUGAAGGAGAAAAAAUGAAUGAAUUCCUAUGCCCCACAAAUAACCCAGAGAUGCAUUUUAAAUAAAAUGACACAUUCUACUCAAGUAAAAACACUCUGAUUCCCAGACCGUCUGCAGGCUGAAUUGAGAAGGUGAUUGGGCUGGAUCCAGCCCCUGGGCCUUAGUUUGCCUGCCCAUGGGUUAAACUGUAGCUGGCUUCUACUUCUUAGAGGAUUUUGGCUUGGCCUAUAGGUGACACUCAGUCCCAUCUUACAGGAAGACUAGGGAAUUGCCCACCAGUUCAAUGAGUUAUCUUCCAUGCCAGAAGCAGGGCAUAAGUCAGGGAUGUCACACUGCUUCUUUUGUGCAGACAACCCUUUUGUGCAGACUGUAGAAUGCACUCCAAGGAGUUUUGCAAUCAUGCACAGGAUUUUGAGGCAUGCUCAGAGGGCCAUACUGGAUGUAGCAUGAGUUGCAUUAAUGACUUGCUUGUAAAUGGCAUUCCCUGGGCUUUUAGAUCUUAGUUUGAACAACAACUACCAGGUAUUUGUGGCCUCUUUUAAUGAGGUGAGAUCUGUAAGAAAAACCUGUUUUUUUUUAAUCUGUUCAUGUGUGUUUGGGGAUUAGGGUUGCCAUAUUUCAAAAAGUGAAAAUCUGGACAUAAGAGUUGAGCUUUUCUGGGCCAAAGGUGUUGAGUUUUUCAGCUAUUUUAAAGAAAAAAAUGACACUGCCAACAUGGGUUGCCAUAUAUCUGGAUUUUCCUGGACAUUUGUGAUUUCUGCCCAGACACUGCUUCCAACUGCAGUAUUCUGGCUAUGUCCGGGAAAUUCCAGAUGUAUGGCAACCCUAUUGGUUGCGUUUGUUAUAAUUGAUUUUAGUGUUUAUACUGUUUUUGUAGGUCACUUUGGGUCGCUUUUGUGAGGAAAAUAAUAAUAAUAGUAAUAAUAAUAAUAAUACAUUGGUAAGCCAGAGCAGCCUCUGAAAGCUUACCCAUGUGUUUGUGGGGGUGUGCUAGGGGUGAUUGGGGAAGCGGAGUGGAAUUUUAACUUUUUCCCUCCCUGCCACAGUCUUAACAAUCCUUCAUUUCUCCCCCUCCAACAUUUUUUCUGAGUACGUUUCCGAGCACAAUUCAAAGUGUUGGUGCUGACCUUUAAAGCCCUAAACAGCCUCGGUUCAGUAUACCUGAAGGAGCGUCUCCACCCCCAUCGUUCUGCCUGGACACUGAGGUCCAGCGCCGAGGGCCUUCUGGCGGUUCCCUCGCUGCGAGAAGCCAAGUUACAGGGAACCAGGCAGAGGGCCUUCUUGGUAGUGGCACCCGCCCUGUGGAACGCCCUCCCACCAGAUGUCAAAGAGAACAACAACCACCAGACUUUUAGAAGACAUCUGAAGGCAGCCGUGUUUAGGGAAGCGUUUAAUGUUUAACCGACUAUUGUAUUUUGGUAUUUUGUUGGAAGCCGCCUAGAGUGGCUGGGGAAUAAAUAAUAAAUUAUUAUUAAUUAUUAUUAUUAUUCCCUAGGAGAAGGAAGAAAAUCCUUGCAGAGACUGUCAACAAGUAAUUGCUGAAAUGAAGGAAGGUUUCAAGAGCAGCUCUUUCCUUGUCCAGUCCUUUGCUUCUUAUGCUGAACAAUACUGUGAACACCUGGGGUCUGACUUGGUAAAUGAGGUAACUGGAUUUUAUUGCUUCACACUAAUGAUAAUGAUAUAUAUAUUCAGGACCUGUGUCUGUCAUCUGGUAAUCAAAGCAAAGGAUGGAUCUACACAACUAUAUUUCUUAUGUCUUGUUUCAGACGUUGUCCCUCAGCCUGUGGUCACACGUUUAACUUUUCCAAGUACUGUAACAGAUUAACUGGGGAAAGAAGUGACCUUCCUUGCAUAUAUAUAUAUCUGAAGUCGCAGAAGAGUAAUUACAUAAUAUUUUGCCUCUCCAAUUCAGGUUAAAUUAGAACGCCAUUUGAAAUCAAACCAUCCUCAUACACUUGGAGUGGCUAACUUGCUGCUGGACUAAACUCUCCACAUCUUUGACCACUGAGACCAUGCUGCCUAGGGGCUAAUGGGUGUCCGACAACACUUGGAGGGCUACAGUUCCCCAUUUCAGCUGUCAUUGGUUCACUUCGUUCCACCCAAACUGUGAUUUAAAAGUGAUGUGGAGUUUGUGAAAGAACAGUUUACCCAUCAGGGCUUAGAAAUACCUGAUACAUGUAUCUCAUUUAAAUCAGGUUCCUGGUUCCUGUGUGAAGGCAGCAUUGUAUGCAUAGGAACUGCAGCCCAAUUUAAGUGUGACACGAGCCACAAGUCGUUUCAUAUGAAUAGGUUUUCCUUGGUGUGACCAGCAGUAGUUUGAAAUAUGUCCUCAGUCACAACAACAAAAGAAGUCAAAGCAGAAAAUGCCCUGCUUUGCCCUCUGUGUCACUAAGUUAAGUGAGGUGCUGGGUCUUAGGCAACAACUGGUCCUGGCAGUACCUCUGUUGUACUGUAUAUCAUCGAUCAAGUUUGAAAGGAUUGCUCCUAUGAGCAUUUCGAAACAAAAAGGGCGUGAGAAUUUUGCAUGCUCCGGAGAUAGCAUGGAGUUCUCCAAGUUGGGUGUGGGUGAAAUUAAUGGAUUGAUCUUGUUAGUAAUUAUUGAAGCUGUUUCUCUCUCUCCCCCCUUCCCUCCACAGUGCAAGAAAUAUGCCUUUGAGUAUUCACAUGUUUUUGUCCGAUUGCUGACACAUCUAUUGGUAAGUUGAUUGAGGCAGACAUUUACACUCUAGCCUUUUCCAGGCAGAGAAGCAUCAUCACUUCAGGGCCAAUUUUACGACAGCAAAAGCAUUGUAAUAUCUGAAUUCAGGCUUGUAAGAUAUUCUAGACAUGUGAUUGAUCAUUUUUUGUAUAAGGCAUUACAUACUGACAUAGGAAAGCAAGUAUCAGGAGAUCUGGGUAAAAUUAGCAUGCACAGUGGGAACAAGGUUUGAAGUCCAGAGCUUAGUUUGUCAAAUGCUGUCCAGGAGUGGGGAGAUUAAUAUGACAGGAUGCUCCCCCUUCUGGAGGCCAGAUUUGUCCCAGGGGGUUCCAGUUGCUGACCUUUAUCCCAAAGCACCAGUGUGACUAGACAUUAUCAUUCAGGCAAUGAAGCCAUAUCCAGAAUGGCAAAUACUUCAUUUCAUGCCUUAAGUUUGAGAGCAGCUCGGCUUUGACUUCUGGGAGUGGGAGACUUUGCCUUUGUGGAAGAAUUGCACCUUUUAAUUCAUGAUAGCAUGAAUAGGCCCAUGAAAAGCACCUGUUACACUAAACAGAGUUGUUGGACAAGGAAAGUUUACACAGCUAGUUUUGCAACGUAAUGCUAUCGGGUGGGCGAGUUUGUGGAUUAGCUAGUUCAGGCUGUAGGAUUUACUCUCUGAAUUAUUUUCUCAUGAUUUUAACUAUUGGUUUUCUCCCUCUCCCCACUUCACAAUUCGAUUGACUUUUUGCUGAUCACAGGAGGAGGUACGUGAGAAUGUUUUUCAUUUCUAGGUCAACUCUUGCUGAUAAUUUGUGGGUUGGACAAUUGAAACCACCUUUGCUUGACAGAAAGGAACUUGGAGGUUGAAAGGGAGGUUGAUCACAACGGCAGUUUUUAUACACCCUGCUUUUAAUGCCAACUGGAGAAGUGAAGCUUAUAAUAAUUUUAUUUUUAAAAAUUAUUAUUUAUACCCCACCCAUCUGGCUGGGUUUCCCCAGCCACUCUUAAGGCUGCAUACACACCUUUUGUUCUAGGAUCAAUAGAGUCCUUGCUUUUUCUACAGAAUGCACUCCACAUACAUUCUAGAACUAUUGUAGGGUUGCCAUAUUUCAAGAAGUAAAAAUCCAGACACAAAAAGUUGUUGAGCUUUUUAAAAACCUGGACAUUUUGACGAUUUACCAAAAUCCCCCCCCCCCGAUGCUAAUUCCAUCACUGAAAUCCCGGACAUGUCCGGGAAAAUCUGGACGUAUGGCAACCCUAAGCUAUUCCGUAUUUUUUGCUCCUGAAAAGCACCUCUUGUGAAACUGGUUUCAUUCUGAAAAUAAAAGCUCAUUGUAGAUUUCCAUUUGAAAACAGAUCUAGUUGGUCCUGACAAGGGUGUGUGUUUAUCCACACUUGCCCAAUGAUGUUGUGGGUGGGUGCAUACAAAUAUCACAAGCACAGUUUCCUUCUUCAUUUACCUGUGGCAUGUGUAGGCAUAGGUAACCUUAGCAAAGGGAGGGUUUUUCCCAGUAUGAUGUGGAAUCCCUCCCCCGUUCCCCUCAGACAACAUCCACAACCUUCCUGUAGCUCCGUGUUAAUUUAUGGUAGGAAGAGAAAACGAGAUUUGUUGUCCAAUGCAACUUUUUUCUCCUCUUUCAGCAAUCAAAGACUGUCUGUGGCGCCUUCUGUGACUCUGAAAAACCCGAGCCUUUUCAUGCAUUACUGCCAGCUAAACCCCUUGAUGACUUGUCUACAGUAUCGGAAUCUGUAGAGGUAAGAGCAAAAGAGCCCCCUCCUGCUCUGCCAGGGGGCAGGCAGAGGCUGAGAGCAUUGCAAGAUGGGCAGAGCAGAGUAGCUGCUGAAUUUAUUUGUGCCUAAAGUCAAAUGCAAUGAGGCUCUGGAGACUCCUGCGUGGCAAACAUCAGAGGAAUAUCAAAGGGCGAAAAAUGAGUUUCGAUAGGAAUUUUUAGCAGUGUUAACCUGUACAUCAACACUAGGGAGACACUGAAUUUUGCCAAAAGCAACUUUCAUGCAGAAUUUUGAAACUCCCCCUGAGGAAAAGCAGGAGAAUUGCAAUUGUUUUUAAUAAGAUUAGUGUACCUUUUCCAGGGUCUGCACAUCCUUAGCAAAAGAGUUAAUGGGUGGCCCCUGUCUGGGAGAUUCUUUGCAUGGGCAUUAAAUCAUAGAAUUGGAAGGGACCACUAGGAUCCUCUAGUCCAACCCCCUGCAAUGCAUAUUCUCAUUUACUUCACUGUGACUCAUCUCUCUUUAACUGGCACAAUCCAACUUUUAAAUUCUAUUGAUUUCAAUAGGAAAUAUUUAAGCAAAGGCUCCCCAGUGAAUUCAGAAAAUUUUAGAUGAAUUGCGCGUAUUAUUUUUAAAGUGGCAGUUUGAAAAGUCAUGCCUUUUCUGGGGAUAUAUCUGGCAUUCUUUCUGGGGAUAUUUCUGCAUGUUUUCCACCUUUUUUUGGUACAGUUUCCCCCCAUUUGCUGCUGCUUUGGCACAAUUUGUUUUCCUUCUGUUUACUGUUCCCAAAGUAGUCACAUGGAGAAUCCUAGCCAACUAGGGAUCACUACGUAAAUGGGGUGACAUCAUGAAAUUAGGUAGUCAAUCAUAUGUGACAUAAUUUCAGUGUAAAAUGAAUGCCGGUUGAAAAUUUGGACAGUUUGUUCUACAUGGCUGAUCCCAGACAGAUAAGAACAUUCCAUGAACUGGACAAUGUCACUGCCUUAUGUAGCCAGUCAGGUUUGGCUUCAUGCUGAUGUCACUGAAGGCAAAUGAAGUCGAUUCAGAAUGAAGGCAUUGCUUCCUUGAAUAGGCAGGGGUUUUUUGCGCAUUUUUCCAAAGUGAUCACUGAAAAAGGGGGUUUGCUGCAUUCCACAGAAAAUGUUAUUUUGGCUAAGCUUGAGUUAACAAUGUUUUAGUAUUCUACUGUUGCUUGUCCUUGAAAGUUGUGCUUGAUUUUUUCUUCUUGUUGUUCUUUUCUUUAAUCGUGUCAGAAAACAUCAAAUGCCGAAAGCCCCGAGUUUGCGUGUGGUUUAUGCAAGAAAAUAGUAACCAUUGCAGAGGGCAUGAUGGAGGAGAAUGUCACAGAAGUAAGGCUGAGGAAACCUAUUGUCAUCUAUCGGGUGAUGGCGGAGGGUUCGGGAGGGGGCUCUCUUUGGAGGUUUUUUCCACUUUUGGAGACCUGCACCACUGCUACUGUGAGGGAAGUUGGGAUGUGAGAGCACUGCCUAGUAUCGCAGAAUCGUAGAGUUGGAAGAGACCCCAAAGAUCAUCUGGUUCAACCUCCUGCAAUGCAGGAAUCUAAACUCUUAGUUUCCUCAUUAUGAGAAGUUGAAUGAAUGUCUCAUUUCAAACUUAUAGGAUGCCUUUCUUCAGCACUUGAUAUGGAAACAUGGGUUUGGAGGGGACUAGUUGAAACAUUAGAGGGCUGCAUAGAAGGAGAGGAACAACUGAGGAAACUGCCUGUCUCAGUUUGUCUCUUAUUACCAGAAAAGGGAGUUCAUGCAGGUGCAGCUUUUCUUACAUCUGCAUGAGAAACUGCACCUGUCAACUUGACCUCCUUCUACCCAACACUCAAAAGGACCCCAUAUCUCCUUUGCUGUGGUUACCUUGGUUCAGUUACUAAGAUCGACAGUAACGUCUGCUCCUGCUUUUCAUAGAGGAAAGAAGUAAUGGUCAUGGAGUGGUUUGAUGCAGAGGAAUGGGGGGGGGACCAGCUGGGGAACCCCCAAGGGAAGAAGGCUCAGAGCCUGGGGAUUGGUGGUGGGACGACAAUGAGAGGUCAGAGGGAGCAGACUGGGGGGGGGGGAGGGAGAGGAGGUGUCAGAAGCUGAAGAGGUAACAAGGCUGAGUGAGCAGGAAGUAUUUGUGGCAGAGACGUCCAGAAUCAGAGGGAGAAGCUGAAGCAGGAGAGAGGCGUGAGGGAGGCCAAGAAGCAGAAGUAUGUCAGGCUGGUGAAGAGGCAUGGGGGUCUAUGCCUCCUGGUGUGACAACCUCCCUUCCCAUCUGGUAUCCCAGAACCUGGAGAGGUAUGAAGAGGGAAGAGAAGUUAGUUUCACAAAGGCGUCGUCUCAGUGCUUGGGGGAAAACACUGGAGAGGAGAGGACUUAGGCAGCUGUGGGAAGGUGGGGACCUUCAGUCCUUGAAACUGCCUCAUAGGUGCAAGGCCUACUGAAUAAGAGUUGCUGUGCUCAUUAGGCCUGGCACUCCUGUGCAGAUCCUGUUUUUCUAAGAAAGAGUUAAGUUCACCUGCCCGUUGUGAUUUACUGCUGGCUGGCUUGCUCCAGCCAGUAAUUGACAUCUCCUUCCUUGUUAGCACCGACUACAGAAUAAGUUCCAUCUUCCUCCUUAGCAUACCUUUCUGCUUUUAUGUUUCAGCAAGAAAUAGUCCACCAGAUGGUGAAAGUCUGCUAUAUACUGCCCCAUGAAAUCCUGGACCAAUGCAAAGACUUAGUUGAUUCCUAUGGAAAGGCUAUUCUCUACAUGCUCCUGGAUGCAACUAAACCUGAAGCUGUGUGCAUGAGGAUUAGACUUUGCCCCAGAGAUAUCUCUUUGAGCUUUGGUAGGUAAUGGCAUUUGCUUGCACUGUCAUGUUAUGUGGCCUGGGCGUGGGGCGGGGGUUAAUUGCAAUGACCUGCUCCUAUAUCAACUUGCCUGGUCUUACAAGAUUUCUUGUCAGGCCUUCUAACAUUCUGAGGUUAGACCAGAGAUGUGGCUGCCUUGUCAUGUUACCCAAAUUAUGAUUGAAUGCUCUUCCCAAAGACAAGUGGCUGCCACCUACCUUCAGCCUUUAGGAACCAGACAAAAAACCAUCUUGUUCUCCUGAGCAUUCAAUGGAUGGUGCGUUUCCAUCUGCCUUUGCUAGUUUCUGUUUUUAUAGUUGGUUUCUCUUUUGUCCUAAUUUAUAUUGCUUCACUGCUUCUGUGUUUUUAAUGGUGGUUUUAACUUUUGUUAAGAGCUGCAUUCAGGAGGCAUUCAGUGUAAAAAGAGUAAUAACGAUUUGCAAUAAAAAUUAUAUAUAAAAAAGUAAUCUUUCCAGGUUGAUAACUCCCAAACUUUGUUUCUCCUCAGAAAGGGAAGCUCUGGAAGAAGGAUUGAAACCAACCAAACCCAGUGAAAGUGAAGUCUGCCAUGUGUGUACACUCAUCGUUACAUAUGUUGAUCAAGAGCUGGAAAAGAAUCAAACGCAGGAGCAGAUUGGAACUAUGCUUUCUAAGGGUUGCCAGUUGCUGCCAGAAGCUUUGGUGUAUCCCGUAAGUACGCCAAAUGGCUAUUGUGAAAGGGAGAUCAAAGUGUUCUAAAAGGAGAGAGGAGGUCAAGGAGCUGAAGAUCUCUGUCUUGUCUUCCUGCCAAAAGUGGUGGGCAUUUUAUUGGUUUAUCUACAUAGAAGCUUUAUCCUGCAAGCCAGAAGAAAUAUUAUCUUCUUUAAUUAUUUCUAGUUUGAAAUGCAUCUGAAGCAAAUGUUGUACCCCCCCCCCCACCUUUUUUAGAGUUGCCACCAAAUUUUGCUCAUAGUAAAAAAAUUGAAGCAGAUACAGAAGUUACUUCUUGGGCAGAACUUCCAAAUAUUUUUUGACAUAGUCAUAACCAAAGAGAGCUGCCUGUUUAGGAGUUUUGUAGAAAUGAAGACGGCUUGGAUAAGACUAAUGAGGUUCCUUAGGGAGCAUUCUACCUGUCCUGAGACCUUGCAAAUUCAGCUUAAUCAAUUAAAUCCAGAAAACAAAAGAUUUAGACCCAGUUGCACCCUUGGGGGGCUGUACCUAGGAGAAAGGCUGAGAGUCACUUAACUUGUUUUUUUUAUUACAGUGUGAUCAACUCGUGGUGCAAUAUGAGCCAGCUGCUGUCCGUCUCCUGGUGCAGGUCAUGGAGCCAACCUUUGUGUGUGCUGUAAGUCAUGUUCUAAAGUAAUUGCUCAUUCUUGAGCGAGAUCUCUGACAAACAGCUUUGUCCGCAAUCCAAUGGAUAUGUUUACCUGGGAUAUUUCUUCUGACAUGCAUAUAUGAUUGCACUGUUAUUUCCUUUGCAAAUAACAAAACCACAAAAAUCCCAUAAAUAUCCAGUAGUCUCACUAUUCACAAGGAAACUGAACCUGUAAAAACAUGGGUGGGUAACCUGUGGAUGGACUCCAGCUCCCAUCAUCCCUGACCAUUGGUCCUGAUGAUUGCUGGACGGGGCUACACAUUGCAUCCUUGCUGUGAAACAGGGGGCAGAAAAGCCCCAACCCGCCUGUUGGGGGUAAUUUGGUGGGUAGGACAACCCCCUGUGACGCUCUCUUUCUACCACCCACUUUUUCUCUCUCCCUUCUUGCACAGCAAGCUUCCAGGGGAGGGGCCGAUCAUCCUUGCCAGAAGUCAAAUAGCUGGCAGAUGGCCCUUUUGAAAAUCAGUCUGAAGAUUAGGGUUGGCUGUGUGUCCUACUUUACAGAAAGGGCAGCCCUCUUUUUGAAAAGGGUCCUCUAUUUGAAUGGCUGCCCAGUCCAAUUUUUUUUUUUUAAAAAAGAAAACCUAGGAAAGAAGAGCAGCAAGGACCUUCAAGCUGCCCCCCUAGUUAGCACCUGGCUAGCAAGAGUGAGCAGGCAACACAGAUCACAAUGUCCCCCACCAUGGUGAGACGUCUCAUAGUUCUUUUUAAAUUAUAGUGGUUUCUUCUGAACGUCCACAUAAAUGAGCAUGUGCAAACUUUACACAUACCCGUGUCCCCCUUUUUGGUACUGUGUACUUGGCUACCCUGCUGAGGGCCACAGGCAGCCCUAGAGCUACAGGUUGCCCAUCCCUGCUGCAAAGCUACCCUGAGUCUUACCGCCUGCUUUGAAAAGUGGGGAGCAAUGUGAAGUUGAAGGAGGCUUUGGGGAACUUAAAAAGGAGUUAAGAAAGGAGGCUGAUUCUGCAUAGGUGUAAUGGUCCCUUUUUGUACUCUUCUGCCCCACAGAAAAUAGGAGCCUGCCCCUCGUCCCACCUUGUGGGCAUGGAAGUUUGUGUCCGGGGCCCUAGCUACUGGUGCAAGAACGCAGAGACUGCAGCUCAGUGCCAAGUAAGUAGGGGUGGUGGUGGUGGCAAGAGGGGAAUGUCAAGCUUUCCAAUACAGUGAGAUGGAGUUGAUAAAAAAAAGUAAUUGAACACAGUUAAAAAUGGGAGCACUCUUUGCAGCAUACAAUUCUGGGAAUGUGACGCGAUGACCGAAAUAGGAGCAGGUGAAAUGACUCUAUGGAAGGCGAUAGUCUUUGAAACGAAAACCCUCUGUGCUACCGAAGAUCUAGGUGCAUAUUAGUGAUGUGGAAUAUAGGAUUGGGGGAGUAUGUUUAAAUAUUGUGUGCAGUUGUAAUAAGUUAACUCGUUCUGCUUCCAAGUGCUUAACUCUAAAAACAUCUUACGUGUGAAUAUACUGGCCCUUAUCCACCUGUAGCUGUGUAUCUAGCAAUCCUGCAGUAGGGAUAUCCAUUCACUCCUUAUCAAUGGGGCUCGAUGAACACCAUUAUGCACAUCCAGGUAUGUAGCUGUAUUGGCAUUGUCUCAGUGUUCAGAAUCUUAUGGUAUCUGAAGGGCUUCAGGUUCCUGAUCCCUGGUGUGAAAGGUGACAGCAAGAUGAAUAGGAAAUCUUAGAUACUCUGAAGUUUUCCUAUAUAAGCCCAUUUUCUUAUGAGUUGUGCUAUGAAUGGAGAAUGGCCUUCCUUGAGUCUUCCUCUCUUUUCCCCAUAGGCCACUGAAUACUGCAAGCACCAUAUAUGGAACUAGAGGAAGCCUUGCCAGUGGAAGAAUGUUGGCUGUGGUUUUACUGAAUGCACCCUGGAAUUUGGCCGGGUGGGAAAUGGUGAAAUAUCUAAACACUGGCAGAACCACACCUUCCUUUCACACUUCUGCAGUGUGGCUGUCCGUUGGGUGGCUAUACUGCUGAAAAAGAAAAAAGCAGGGGGACUGUUUCCUUUGCUUGUGAUGCUCUGAAUUACCGUACAUUUAGUUUUACUUUUAGAUCCAUGGUGGGGAAGUGACACGGGUAGGGAAGAAAAAGGCUGUGGUGGGAUUUUAUUUGAAUAGCUGAGAAUUUUGGUAAGACUCUUGUUUUAAAAUGUGUAAAUUGCGUUACGAUCAUUGCAAAACUGGCUGCUUAAGUUGGCAUUUUCAGAUUUCCAAUACCUUCCUUCUCUAGCUAGCCUUUUAAGGUACAGCUAUACUAUACAUUUAAACUGUUUUAAUAUUUCAUUGCUUUUCUUCAAGGGGUGCUGGGAACAGCCAAUCAGACUGUUGGGCCACUUAGUCCACUGUCUACUCUGGCAGCAGCACUGCUUCAAACAAAUAUAUUUUCCCAGUCUUGUUAUUUGAGAUUCUUUUUACCUAGAGGUGCUUAGAAUUUUCUUUAAGACAGGUCAACUGGCACAAUAAUUUUAAUUAUAUGGAGGGAUUUCAGCUCUCUUAAAUUUCUGGUGUAGACAGAAACAAAGUCUCGAAAAAAAGGGGCUACCCAUUUGCUCAUGUUAAGUACAGGCAGUUACUGGGUACUUAUACUUUUACCUGUAGAACUUAAACUUGGUGUCAGUUCACAUGUACCUAACCCUGUUCUUUCUGAAUGCAGCAGCUAGGGUCCUCAAAGGGAUAUGUAUUACAAUCAGCAUGAAAGGCUGAUUAAAUGGUUACAUAGGUACAGGACACAAAACAAUUUGCAUGAUCAGUGGUUUGCUUAUUCCCUUGCUGGAUUGGUGUAGUUAGGUAGACUGAAUUUUAGACUAAUUAGCACAUAAAUCCAUGGCUGUUACUUACCAAUAGGUGGGUUGAGUGCUGACCUGCGAACUAAGGAACAAGUAAUUUUAAUUGUGUUUUCUCUGUACUUCAGGAGUAGCGGCAAGUGCUCAGGAUAAUAUAGAACAGGCAGCAUUAAGCAAUAGCGUCUUUGCUCUACACCUCAAUAUGACAUUUAUCAAAAUGUGUCUAAAUAUCAGUUCCAAAGCCAUUGACUCUUGUUGCAGCUUGCAAUUAGAGCAACAGCUGAGAGCACUAAUGACGCUUGAAAGCCAUGCAGAUGCCAUAUUUGUUGGUAAGCACAAGAUAAAAUUUAACAGGUACAGUGAUGCAGAGGUGAAUUGUUGUUGUUGUUUUUGCAAGGCACAAUUCCCAUGGCUGAAGCACCUGUGUGUGAACCUGUUCAAUAUACAUGCUGAGAAAUUAUCCAGUUAUUCCAAAAGGACAUUAUAAUGAGCAUUUUACCAAUGCUUCUGUAGUUAAGAAACAUUAAACAAUUCUUACAAAUUUG
Podarcis lilfordi (Lilford's wall lizard) is the source of this 40333-nucleotide messenger RNA. The record is from the annotation of a GenBank genome assembly. Lineage: Eukaryota; Metazoa; Chordata; Lepidosauria; Squamata; Lacertidae.